Phaeodactylum tricornutum CCAP 1055/1 is the source of this 1300-nucleotide messenger RNA. Its product is annotated as acetyl-coa c-acetyltransferase. Gene Ontology annotation, biological process: fatty acid beta-oxidation. The transcript has a single exon. Lineage: Eukaryota; Bacillariophyta; Bacillariophyceae; Surirellales; Neidiaceae. The record is from RefSeq and is a predicted model, not a curated record. Gene Ontology annotation, molecular function: acetyl-CoA C-acetyltransferase activity. Bases 110 to 1300 code for a protein of 396 amino acids.
UGUGACCAUGGCGACAACCUUCUUCAUCUCUCCAAACUGAACAUAUGUGAGAUUCGCACAUAUCGCUGGUAAACGCGACCGGCACUUUAUCUUUGCACAAGCCGUAACAAUGACAAAUAUAGUGAUUGUGAGUAUUGCGCGUACGCCGAUUGCCAAAUUUUGCGGCUCCUUCCGAAGUAUGAAAGGUUCCGAGUUAGGAUCGAUCGCCAUCCAAGGCGCCCUCGCCAAACUCCCUUCCGACUUGGCAAUACGCGAAGCAUACUUGGGAAACGUGGUGUCCGCAGGCAUGGGUCAAGCUCCGGCUCGACAAGCUCUCCUCGGGGCGGGACUUCCGUAUAGUACCAUAGCCACCACGGUCAACAAGGUCUGCGCGUCCGGGAUGAAAUCCGUCAUGCUCGCUGCCCAAGCUUUACAGUGCACACCCACUGCGACUCCCGGAUACGCAGUGCUCGCGGGAGGCUUCGAAAGUAUGUCCAAUAUCCCACAUUAUCUUCCAUCCUCGCGAACGGGUACAACUCUGGGACAUGCCACCCUUCUGGACGGGUGCAUUCAUGACGGUCUCUGGGAUGUCUACAACGAUCAGCAUAUGGGCAUGUGUGGAGAAAAAUGCUCACAAGAUUAUAGUUUUAGCCGAGAGGACCAAGACGCGUACGCCAUGGAAUCUUACCGCCGUGCCCAAGAAGCGCUUAUAUCCGGUGUCUUCGACGAGGUCGUUCCGGUCUCGGUCCCCCAGCGUCGGGGCGAUCCUCUCGUUGUCGAUCAAGACGAGGAGCCCUUGGCGGUCAACCUGGACAAAAUAUCUACCCUCAAGCCAGCCUUUGAUCGUAAGAAUGGGACCGUCACGGCUGCCAACGCGAGUUCGCUGAAUGACGGCGCAGCCGCAUUGGUGCUCAUGACGGAGGUGGAUGCCGAGGCCCAGGGGAUUCAACCGUUAGCUCGAAUUCGGGGAUACGGUGAUGCCGAGCAAGAUCCUAUUGAUUUCACAACGACUCCGUCCCUGGCGGUACCGGUAGCCCUGGAACAUGCAGGGAUUCAGGCCUCCGACGUGGAGUACCACGAGAUCAAUGAGGCCUUUGCGGUGGUUGCAUUGGCGAACAUGCAUAUUCUCGGUUUGGACCAUGCCAAGUUGAACGUGUUUGGUGGUGCUGUCGCGCUGGGCCAUCCAAUUGGGAUGAGUGGGGCUCGUAUCAUUGGAACACUCUAUAGCGCAUUGAAAAGUAAAGAUGCGACAAUCGGAUGCGCUUCCAUUUGUAACGGGGGAGGUGGAGCGUCAGCGAUUGUUAUUGAACGACUGGCUUAA